CUGAAGAAGGCUAUGUGAAAGCUCUAUUGAUUAUUUUAAACGGGGGCGUAUUUUCUGUAUAUACACCUGAAAAUAGUCAAUAAACAUAGCGGGAUUGGCAGCACGUCUACGCCAGACAGACAACUGCAUCAUUACAGUACAAUGCCACCUAAGAAGAAAAGCGAUGGUCUGCAGGUGAAGAGUCCUGCCGAAUUCUUCGCCAACAACAAAGGAAUUGCCGGAUUUGACAACCCGGGCAAAUCACUGUACACAACGGUCAGGGAAUUUGUUGAGAAUUCAUUGGACGCAGCGGAAGCCUGUGACACUCUGCCAGAGAUCAAAGUGGUGAUUGAGGAGAUAGUCAAUGCUGAUUUUAUCGGCAACAAAAUCAACAAGGGCAACAAGAAAACGGACUACUACAAAGUGACUGUGACCGACAAUGGAAGCGGCAUGCGACACGAGGAUAUACCAAACAUGUUUGGCCGUGUGCUGGCGGGGACCAAAUAUCAGGUGAAACAGAACCGAGGUAGAUUUGGACUGGGUGCUAAGAUGGCCUUGAUUUGGGCGAAGAUGAGCACAGGGCAGCCAUUGAGUGUGCGAAGUAGCAGAGGCCCUAAUAGCAAAGUGACGGAGUGUACACUGGAUAUAGAUAUCUACAAGAAUGCGCCCAGGAUCAUCCGACAUGUGGAGGUACCCAACACGGAAGGCUGGAGAGGCUCGGAGAUCACGGUUGUUAUUGAAGGAACCUGGACAACAUAUCGAGCUAAGAUCUUGUCAUACAUGCGCCAACUGGCCGUGAUCACGCCUUACGCCGAGUUUUCGCUUAUACACGUGUCGCUGAAAGAGGACAAGUCGUUCGAAGUGCGGUACGCCCGCAGAACCGAACAUAUGCCAGCGCCGGCAUAUGAAGUGAAGCACCAUCCUUCCAGUGUUGAUUUGAUCGUUCUCAAAAAGAUUUUGGGUGACGCUGCACAUGCCAAUAAGAAAUUGAAGCGAACUCUGACUCAUGAAUUCGCGGGAAUCAGCUCAGUAAAAGCGAAUGAAAUCAUAGAGCGCAUGGGAAGAGACAAGAUGGAUGCGAUAGCUGAACUUGAGGAAAAGGAUAUUAAAUCACUUAGGGGAAUCUUCCACGACACCAACUUUCCGACGCCUGAUGGUGAUUGUUUAUCUCCAGCUGGGGAGUAUAAUUUGCGCCUGGGAAUUAUGAAGGAGCUUAAGCCAGAAAUGGUUGCCACGUGUCAAGUACCCGCUGGUAUAUUCGAGGGCCAUCCCUUCAUCGUGGAAGCUGGCGUAUCUCUGGGUGGAAAGAAAGUGAGACAGGGUAUUAAUGUGUACCGGUUUGCCAAUCGUAUCCCGCUACUGUUCGAGAACGGGGCGGAUGUAGUGACGCGUACAGCAAUGACCAGGAUCAAUUGGAAAUCUUACAAGAUGAAUCCGACAACUGACAAAAUUGGAGUAUUUGUAUCUAUAGUGAGCACCAAGAUACCAUUCAAAGGCACUGGAAAGGAAUAUAUUGGUGACGAUGCCGAGGCUUUAGCAAUUAGUGUAAAGAAAGCGAUCAUGCUGUCGUGCCAACAGCUGUCGAAAAAACUGGCUAAGGCACAUUCACAGAAAGCCAAGCAGGAGAGGAAAAAGAUGUUGACAAAGUACAUUCCCAAUGUUUGUGACGCGAUUAUGACAACACUGCGUAAGAUCGACACAAGCGAGGAUGCCUUGAGCGCUAAAAGGUUACGGCUCGAUAGUAGAACGUGUGUAAAUUUAACAGAUGACCAGCGCAAAGCAAUGACUAGUCAUCAAGUACUUAACGGCGUGAAGUCGAAAAAUGUCACAGUGGAAGAACUCAAGAGAAAAUUAGAGAUACAUGUGGAGAAGGCCAAUUUCAAUGAGGCGAUGGACCUGCAAAUGAGCCGCGCCACACAGGACAAAACACUAGACCGCGUCCGUCUACACAUCGCCGAUUGGCACCCAAAGCUACCGGCGUGUUCGAAUAUGAAACUUCAACAUCCCCAGCUGAAGAUCAGCAUUAUGUCAGGAUCCAUUAUUGAACAGUAGUCUGAGGUUUUGGAUAAGUUAAAUAUAUAAAUAUCAAGCGACGGAGAUCCCGCAGAUCAUAAUCAACUAUUGAACUCACCUUGUAGCUUACCCUCAGCAAGAAUUCUUACAAAGAGAGCAUUUGCAAGCAUAGCCAGGCUCAAUUCGGAACCAAUGGUUUUAGUGCGAGAAAACCAUAGCCCUAUUUCUUCGCAGUUGACAG
Sphaeroforma arctica JP610 is the source of this 2233-nucleotide messenger RNA. RefSeq lists its product as hypothetical. Gene Ontology annotation, biological process: DNA topological change. Gene Ontology annotation, molecular function: DNA binding; ATP binding; DNA topoisomerase type II (double strand cut, ATP-hydrolyzing) activity. Bases 142 to 2031 code for a protein of 629 amino acids. Lineage: Eukaryota; Ichthyosporea; Ichthyophonida. Gene Ontology annotation, cellular component: small ribosomal subunit; cytosol. The record is from RefSeq and is a predicted model, not a curated record. The transcript has 13 exons.